Raphanus sativus (radish) is the source of this 585-nucleotide messenger RNA. RefSeq lists its product as uncharacterized. The record is from RefSeq and is a predicted model, not a curated record. The coding region runs from base 158 to 400 and encodes 80 amino acids. The transcript has a single exon. Lineage: Eukaryota; Viridiplantae; Streptophyta; Magnoliopsida; Brassicales; Brassicaceae.
AUUCUUGGUCAAGAACUAAUGCUAUUUGCUUACACACGCACACACACACAAACACGCUUGUAUAUAAAAGCAAAAAUUACGAAGCUAUUGUUCUUUAAAUUCAAAAGAGAGAGAGAAGAAGAUAGAGAAAGAAGUGAAAGGCAGCAAAAGAUAAAAAAUGGAGAAGAAGAUUAGUGUGUUUGUUAUGUGUAUGAUAUUUUUAUUGGUGGGCUCGUCUUUGAUGUUUAGGGGAGUGAAUUGUAGAGCCCUACAAUCAAAGCACUUGAGAGAUAUCAACGGCCAAGAUCAAUCGGUGGUGGCCAUGAAGGUGAAGAGCAGCUCGAGCAGUCCACGUCUUUUGAUGAGGAGCUAUGGUUUCCGGUUAGCGUCUGGACCGAGCAGAAGAGGACGAGGUCACUGAUCAAAAAUUACCAUUUACUCUUUUUAAAAAUGUUAAUCUUUACUCUAUUUCUGUUUCUUUUGGUUAGAUCAUCUUAAUCGUGUUUCAUUAGUUUUGUUGGACGUUUUGUUCAAGAUGUAACGUGUAACAAGAAGUUACUAGAUUGAUCCCUCGAUUCCAUAAAUGUAUGGAAUUUUUUCUUUCAA